Molecule: messenger RNA, 1590 nt
Organism: Zingiber officinale
Lineage: Eukaryota; Viridiplantae; Streptophyta; Magnoliopsida; Zingiberales; Zingiberaceae
Product: protein MCM10 homolog
Exons: 11
Coding region: 84-1295 (403 amino acids)
Biological process (GO): DNA replication initiation; DNA replication
Cellular component (GO): nucleus; replication fork protection complex
Molecular function (GO): DNA replication origin binding; single-stranded DNA binding
Source: RefSeq, a predicted model, not a curated record
CAGGCCGCUUAAAAAAAAACCUAAUACCCUCCCAUCGCCUUCUGCAUCUCUGCAUCGGCUCCGAAAUUAGACGGCGCGUCGAAAUGGCGAAUCGCGAUGCUGACCUCGACCUCCUCCUCUCCCUCCGGGAAGAGAGGGUUUUGGAGACGCCGCCCGCUUCCCCAUCUUCUAAUCCGGCUCAACUUCCUGCAGGCUACAACUCUGAUGAUGAUUACCCGAGAAGGUCACGGACUGCUGACAUGUCGGUUUUCCGGGAUGUUGUCAAGGAUUACCUCGAUAUGAAUCCAGAGACGCUUGGUACAGGUCCCCCAAAAGCGAUCCAGCCACGAACCUCCUCCGAUGAAAUCGUGGUUGAUAAGUUCUCGGGACUUAGAAUUAGGGAAUCAUUGGUAGAUUCUAUUGCACUUGCUAAUCAUUUCUCAGAUGUUCGUUUUGUUCGCUUGCAUACUAUCAGGAAUUUGAUUAUGGGUGACAAACUUUCUGGAUGCUGGGCUACGGUUGGUGUCUUAACCGAACCUGGAAGUCCUAAAGUGAGCUCAACUGGGAAGAACUACUGCAUAUGGAAAAUGGGUUGCUUGAAUGAGACGGAUGUGUCAGUUUUCCUGUUCGGAGACGCAUACACCGUGAGCUGCAAGGAGAAAGUUGGGAUGGUAUUUGCACUUUUUAAUGCCUCAGUAAGGAGAGGAGCUGGGGCAAAAGAGUUCUAUUUGAGUGUUUAUUCAGCCAGUCAGAUGCUAAAGAUAGGGACCUCUGCUGAUUAUGGUAUAUGCAAAGGCAAAAGGAAAGAUGGGGUGGCUUGCACCAUGAUCAUAGAUAAACGUAAAGGAACAUAUUGCAAAUUCCAUUCAUCAAAAGCUUCACAACUGUAUGCUACAAAUCGCACUGAGCUUAGAGGCGGGAAUAUACAAAAUGCAUUUAAGCUUCAAUCAGAGGGAAUUUAUACAGUUGAUCCUUUUGCUGUGAAAUCAAGCUUGCGAAAGCCAGUGAAAGUAAUGUCUAUUGAUGGACUAAAAAGAGCUUUGAGUAAAGCGGAUAAAGUAACCACAAGCAGCCACUCUCAAGGAAUAAGGUUUCUCACGCAAGUCACUGCAAAGCAGGAACCAAAGAAUUCAAGCAAAGCAGCAUCCGUAUGUCAAAAUUCAAACAAGUAUAGCACUGAGAAAAGGUCAUCAUUAACAAAGGGAAAAAUAUCAACAACUACGCAAAACGAGCCACAGGCCAAGAAGAAGAAAGUUGAUCAUGCUGCUCAGAAUAUGAUUGAACUCGAUAUUAUUAGCUCGGACGAAGAACUAUGACAAGUCAUGGAGGGUUUGAACAAGUUCUACAGCUCAACUACCAGCUAAAAACACAAGCGGGCGUGUUUGGCAGAAAAAUGCGAAUGACCGUCGAGUCAUUUCGAGCCAGAUAUCGCGACACUAGGUUAUAAGUUGAGGGGGUGAAGUCGGGAGUCACCUUAUAGUUAUUUGUUUCCUUUUUUUUAAAAAUAUUUUUUGGUUUUUGGUCGAAGCUUUGGUUCUUUAUCUUGGGAAAUUUGUAGAUGAACGUGAUAUGAUGAUACAUGUACUGAAGAAAAUAUAAUAUUUGAGAAAA